AAUUUUCAAAUUGAGCUCUGUGCCCGACCUCCAAAGUAAAAUCGCCAGCCGGAACUUGGAAACAGUGAUUUUAGGGAAGAAGAUGCAGGAAUCGGCCGAGUCAAGUCCCGACUCUUUUAAACUCGGCCAGCGAGUCCAUUCAGAAAGCGAUCCUAGCCGAAUCGGGACAGUCAGGUACGUGGGGCCUGUUCAGGGAUAUUCAGGGAUGUGGGUCGGUGUCGAUUGGGACAAUGGAGAAGGCAAGCACGAUGGGUCAGUGAACGGCGUCCGAUACUUCCAAGCGAAAUCCGAGCGGUCAGGUUCCUUUGUUCGGACCCAGAAUUUGAGUCCUGGCAUUUCGUUCUUAGAAGCUCUCCAUAUCAGGUACAAAGGCGAGUCCACCAAAGAAGAAGAGGAUGAAAUGUACGUGCUUUCAGCUAGCAACAAACGGGUAUCUGUUGAACUUGUGGGCAAAGAGAAAAUUCAAGAUAAGCUAAGUAGAUUUGAAGAGUUGAAAGGUGCUUCACUACCUUAUUUAGGCGUUAGCACCCCUGGAAACCCAAGCGAUAUCAGCAGUUUAGUACCAAAUCUGAAGGAGUUAGACUUGACAGGAAAUUUGAUUUCAGAAUGGAAGGAUGUCAGUACCAUUUGUGAGCAAUUACCAGCUCUUACAGCCGUCAAUUUGUCUGAUAAUUUAAUGUCGCAGAACAUUACUGGGCUACUUCAACUGAAAAACAUCCGUAUCUUAGUUUUAAACAAUACUGGCAUAAAUUGGACACAGGUUGAAGAACUUAAUCAUUUAUUGCCAAUGAUUGAGGAGCUACAUCUGAUGAGAAAUGGCAUAAGUAGAAUAAUGCCAACAUCUUCAUCAAUUGUUCAAGGGUUUGGUUCUUUGCGGCUUCUGAACUUGGAAAAUAAUUCAAUAGCUGAAUGGAAUGAAAUCUUGAAGCUCUCUUUGUUGAGAAGUUUGGAGCAGCUUCAUUUGAACAAAAACAAUUUGAAGCACAUCUUUUACCCAGAUGCUGAUACUAUUCAAAAAUUGCUUAGUGGAUCUGAAUCUAAUGUCAAAAUGCCUUUUCAAAACUUGCAUUGCCUUCUUCUGGGAGGUAACAACAUUGAGGAUCUGGCCUCUGUUGACUCACUGAACUCAUUCCCCAAAUUGGUGGAUAUCAGGCUUUCUGAAAAUCCAAUAGCUGAUACCGGAAGAAGUGGUAUCCCAAGGUUUGUUUUGAUUGCACGAUUAUCAAAAGUUGAAAUACUGAAUGGAAGUGAGGUAAGUCUUCGUGAAAGGAAGGACUCUGAAAUCCGAUAUGUUCGCUUAGUUAUGUCGAAGUUGCAUGACAAUCCAGAUGAAAUCAAAGAGCAUCCCAGGUUUGCUGAGCUUAAGGCUUUUCAUGGCAUUGAAGGUGAAAGGCCAUCAGUUGGAACAUCAGGCCCUCAGAAAAUGGCUUCUGGACUUCUAUCGGUCAAUUUGAAAUGUGUGGGUGCAUCCAUUUGUGAGAAACCGUUACUAACAAAGAAACUGCCAGCCACUACAACGGUAGGCAAGCUAAAAAUUCUUUGCGAAAGCUUUUUCAAACUCAAGUCCAUCAAGCCAAAAUUAUUUCUCCAGGAAGAGGGUUCACCUCUACCUUCAUUGCUGGAUGAUGAAAUGGCAACUUUGACGGACAUUGGCAUCGGCAAUGAGUCGACCAUUCUUGUGGAUGAAGAGAGUUGACAAAAGUAAAAAUCAAUGAACUCAUUGCAAUCUACUGCUGAAAGUUUUUGAAUAAUGAUACACACAAGCUGCAAGUUCAUGCCGUUUCAGAUAUGCUACAGUUUUGCAUCUUAUGCAUGCUGCCAUUUCUUUCAUCAUGCAUGCACACCCUCAAAUGAUGGUUGAUGGUUUAUUAUACAUUCACUCGUCUGUUCAGAGUUAAAAUUUUUCCUUAUGUCAGGCAAUACCAGUUAUGGAUCCUUGGAGAAACAAGAAAGUUAAUUCCCCACUAACAGAUUUUGGGGUGCAUAAGAACCUGUGUGUGUCUAAACAAGUUUAAUGACCGUUAGACUAAAUAUUUAUAUCGAGAUAUAUUCAAAAUUAAUUAAAAUGUAUCUAUAGAGUGUACAAAUUUAUACGUAAA
Molecule: messenger RNA, 2099 nt
Organism: Hevea brasiliensis (rubber tree)
Lineage: Eukaryota; Viridiplantae; Streptophyta; Magnoliopsida; Malpighiales; Euphorbiaceae
Product: tubulin-folding cofactor E
Exons: 15
Coding region: 83-1696 (537 amino acids)
Biological process (GO): protein folding
Molecular function (GO): alpha-tubulin binding
Source: RefSeq, a predicted model, not a curated record